CAGUAUUCUCAGCCUAAAAGGGGUUUGGGGGCUAUGAGAUAAAGAUGCCGGGGUCGCUGAGUAAUGAAGACGAGGGACAAGACGACAUGGAUUUUGAAGACGAUAUGCCAGAUGAGGAUGAUGAAGGUGAGCGCAACACUGUUCCCCUCACACCCCUCGACAGCUUCUUCUCCGACAACGACUCGCUCAAACAACAGAAGAAGAAGAAGCCCAAAAAGAUGAAAGAGGGGAAAAUGCCCAAAGUCAAGAAGAGGAAAAAGGAGGGAGGAAUCCAGGCAAGAGUUGACAGUGACCUGGAGGAGACCUCAGAGGUGGAGGAGGAACGCGAGCGUCCAGAAAUAGGCUCCGAGAGCGAGAGCAGCACGUACGGCCCGACCAAAAAGAAGAAGAAGAAACCGAAGGAGAAGAAAGAGAAGAAGCCCAGGAAGAAGAAGAGAGACGAGGAAGAUGACGACGAUGACGACGACGACGGGAACAUGAAAGAACCCAAAUCAUCCAGCCAGCUGAUGCAAGAGUGGGGUCUCGAAGACGUGCAGUAUGGCUUCACCGAGGACGACUAUAAAACCAUCACUAACUACAAGGCGUUCAGCCAGUUCCUCAGGCCUCUCAUUGCCAAGAAGAACCCGAAGAUUCCCAUGUCAAAGAUGAUGACAGUGUUAGGGGCCAAGUGGAGAGAGUUCAGCGCCAACAACCCGUUCAAAGGCGCAUCUGCCACCGCUGUGGCCGCCGCUGUGGCCGCCGCCGUGGAAACGGUUACCGUGGCGCAGCCGACGUCUGUCAGCAGCAGCCAGCCGAGCUCUCAGCUGGGGCCAAUCAAAAAAGCCAAAACCAAAGAGGGAAAGGGACCCGGAGUGAGGAAGAGGAGUAAGUCUGUGAAGGAGGUGAAGAAGAAACCCAAGCCGAAGAAGACCAAAUCAAAGUCGGGCCAAAGUGGGAAGAAGAAGAAAGCGUCCUCGAGCGAGGAGGACUUCCUGGAGGAGUCGGACUUUGAUGACAUCAGCGUCCACAGUGCCUCUGUGCUUUCUGAUACCUCGGGGGCCGCCACCAAGAAAAAGGCCCGACGUGGGCGGAAAAAAAGAAAAAAGGAAGAUGGUGACGGUUAUGAGACGGACCACCAGGACUACUGCGAGGUCUGCCAGCAGGGUGGAGAGAUCAUCCUGUGUGACACCUGUCCCAGAGCGUACCACCUGGUCUGUCUGGACCCUGAGCUGGAGAAGGCCCCCGAGGGCAAAUGGAGCUGUCCACACUGUGAGAAAGAGGGUAUCCAGUGGGAGGCCAAAGACGAGGAGGAGGAGGAGGAAGAGCCAGCAGGCGAGGAAGAGGAUGACCACAUGGAGUUUUGCCGAGUGUGUAAAGAUGGAGGAGAGCUGCUGUGUUGUGACACCUGCCCAUCUUCCUACCACAUCCACUGCCUCAACCCACCUCUGCCCGAGAUACCCAACGGGGAGUGGCUGUGUCCGCGCUGCAUGUGCCCUCCCCUCAAAGGUAAGGUCCAAAAGAUUCUGCACUGGACAUGGGGAGAGCCCCCGCUGCCAGCUGAACUGCCUGCAGGCCCUGACGGCAAGCCAAGUGAUCCACUGACCAAGCCUCCACUCAAGGGCCACCCAGAGAGGGAGUUCUUCGUGAAGUGGGCUGGCCUUUCGUACUGGCACUGCUCCUGGGUCAGCGAGCUGCAGUUGGAGCUGUAUCACACGGUCAUGUAUCGGAACUACCAGCGUAAGAACGACAUGGACGAACCUCCGCCGUACGACUACGGCUCCGGAGAGGAGGAGCUCAACAGCGAGAAGAGGAAGAGCAAAGACCCCCAGUAUGCUGUGAUGGAGGAGCGCUUCUACCGCUAUGGCAUUAAACCAGAGUGGAUGGUCAUCCACCGGAUACUCAACCACAGUUUUGAUAAAGAUGGCGAUGUGCAUUAUCUGAUCAAGUGGAGAGACCUGCCCUACGACCAGUGCACCUGGGAGGUGGACGACUUUGACGUCCCAGAGUAUGACAGCCUUAAAGCUUCUUACUGGGACCACAGGGAACAAAUACUAGGGGAGGACCAACGCCCUCUGGUGGUGAGGAAAGGAAAGAAACUCAAAGAGGACCAUCCAAAGAGGGAGGUCCCUCCUGAUGCUCCCAUCAUAGAUCCGACCAUCAAGUUUGAGCACCAGCCGUGGUACAUUAACGCCACCGGGGGAACGCUGCACCCGUACCAGCUGGAAGGGCUGAACUGGUUGCGGUUCUCCUGGGCGCAGGGCACAGAUACCAUCCUGGCAGACGAGAUGGGCCUCGGGAAGACGGUGCAGACAAUAGUGUUUCUCUACUCGCUCUAUAAGGAGGGUCACUCUAAGGGGCCGUUCUUGGUGAGUGCGCCCCUUUCCACCAUCAUCAACUGGGAGAGGGAAUUUGAGAUGUGGGCUCCGGACUUCUACGUGGUGACAUACACUGGAGACAAAGACAGCCGGGCAAUCAUCAGGGAGAACGAGUUUACCUUUGAGGACAGUGCAGUAAAAUCAGGACGCAAGGUGUUUCGCAUGAAGAAAGACACUCCAAUCAAGUUCCACGUGCUGCUGACAUCCUACGAGCUGAUCACUAUAGAUCAAGCCAUUCUGGGCUCCAUCACUUGGGCCUGCCUGGUGGUAGACGAGGCCCACAGGCUGAAGAACAACCAAUCAAAGUUUUUCAGAAUUCUCAACGGGUAUAAGAUCUACUACAAGCUGCUGCUCACUGGGACUCCUCUUCAGAACAACCUGGAAGAGCUGUUCCACCUGCUUAACUUCCUCACCCCAGAGCGCUUCAAUAACUUGGAAGGCUUCCUGGAGGAGUUUGCCGACAUCUCGAAGGAGGACCAGAUCAAGAAGCUCCACGACCUGCUGGGCCCUCAUAUGCUCAGAAGGCUGAAAGCUGAUGUAUUCAAGAACAUGCCCGCAAAGACGGAGCUGAUUGUGAGAGUGGAGCUCAGCCCCAUGCAGAAGAAAUAUUACAAGUUUAUUUUGACGCGAAACUUCGAAGCUCUGAACUCCAAAGGUGGAGGGAACCAGGUGUCCCUGCUCAACAUUAUGAUGGACCUGAAGAAGUGCUGCAACCACCCCUACCUGUUCCCUGUGGCCGCUGUGGAAGCUCCUGUAUUACCCAAUGGCUCGUAUGAUGGUAACCUACUGGUGAAGUCCUCAGGAAAACUGACGCUGCUGCAGAAAAUGCUGAAGAAACUCAAAGAUGAAGGACACAGAGUUCUCAUUUUCUCUCAGAUGACAAAGAUGUUGGAUCUGCUCGAGGAUUUUCUGGAGUUUGAGGGUUAUAAAUAUGAACGCAUUGAUGGAGGGAUUACUGGAGGCCUAAGGCAGGAGGCCAUUGACCGCUUCAAUGCGCCGGGCGCUCAGCAGUUCUGCUUCUUACUGUCAACGCGAGCUGGAGGUCUUGGCAUCAACCUCGCAAGUGCAGACACUGUCAUCAUAUACGACUCUGACUGGAAUCCUCACAACGACAUCCAAGCUUUUAGCAGAGCCCACCGUAUAGGCCAGAAUAAGAAGGUGAUGAUCUAUCGUUUCGUGACGCGGGGCUCAGUGGAGGAGCGGAUCACUCAGGUGGCAAAGAGGAAAAUGAUGCUGACCCACCUGGUGGUGCGGCCCGGCCUGGGCUCCAAAACUGGCUCCAUGUCCAAACAAGAACUGGACGAUAUCCUCAAGUUUGGCACUGAGGAGCUUUUCAAGGAUGAAAUGGAAGCGGCGCGAACCAUGGGUGACAACAAAGAUGGCGAGGAGGGCAACGUGAUUCACUACGACGACGACGCCAUCUCGAAGCUGUUGGACCGCAGCCAGGACGCCACCGAAGACACGGAGAUUCAGAACAUGAACGAGUACCUGAGCUCCUUCAAAGUGGCUCAGUAUGUGGUGAAAGAAGAGGACGGAGAGGAGGAGGUGGAGCGGGAGAUCAUCAAGCAGGAGGAGAACGUGGAUCCAGACUACUGGGAAAAACUCCUUCGCCACCACUACGAGCAGCAGCAGGAGGAUCUGGCCCGCAACCUCGGCAAAGGCAAGCGCAUCCGAAAGCAGGUCAACUACAACGACACGACCCAGGAGGACCAAGAAUGGCAGGAUGAUCUUUCAGACAAUCAGUCGGAGUACUCUGUGGGGUCCGAGGACGAGGACGAAGAUUUCGAGGAGAGACCUGAAGGUGGACGCAGACAUUCUCGUCGGCAGCUGAAGAGUGAGAAAGACAAACCUCUGCCGCCCUUACUGGCUCGAGUUGGGGGUAGCAUUGAGGUGCUGGGGUUCAACGCUCGCCAGAGGAAAGCAUUCCUCAAUGCCAUCAUGCGCUGGGGCAUGCCUCCUCAGGAUGCCUUCAACUCCCAUUGGCUGGUUAGAGACCUGAGAGGGAAGAGUGAGCGUGAGUUCAGGGCCUAUGUGUCUCUGUUCAUGAGGCAUCUAUGUGAGCCGGGGGCAGAUGGAGCAGAGACCUUUGCUGACGGAGUCCCACGCGAGGGACUGUCUCGUCAGCAUGUUCUUACCAGGAUUGGAGUCAUGUCCCUUGUCAGGAAAAAGGUGCAAGAGUUUGAGCAUGUAAAUGGAAAGCUGAGCUCUCCAGAUCUGAUUCCCAUUGGGAUGGAGCUGAAGAAGCUGACCGAAAGUUUGUCUUCUGAUCCCAACACCCCCGUUCCAGCCAGCCCCGUCGCUACCCAGCCUGGCACUCCCAUCCCUUCAGAGAAGACUGAGUCUCUUUUGGGUACCGCUGAUGACAAGGAGACCACAGAGCAAGAUAACAAGAAGCUGUCAGAGCAGGAAACCUCCGGUGCAGAGCCAGCAUCUGCACCUGAGAAGGCAGCUGACAGCGAGGAGAGCAAGGCCAGCUCAGAGGAGAAAACAGGAGAUGAGAGGGACAGAACUGAGUCACCCUCCACAAAGACAGAGCCAUCUGCCAACCCAAAAGACUCCUCUUUGAAACAGACAGAGCUGUCAUCCAGUCAAACCUCGCCCAAAAUGGAGCCCUGCAAAGAAACAGAGAAGUCUUCAGAAAAAGGAGAUACUGAUUCUCCUCUGGCAAAAACUGAAGACAAGGAAAAUAAGCCUGCUGUUGCAGAUGAUAUGAAGAGUGAGGAUGCAUUAGACGGUCGAUUGAAUGGAGACAAGGACACUUUGGAUGAGAUGGACGAGAGCAGGAAGGAGGACAAAAACGGAUUCAAAGCCAAGUUCAUGUUUAAUAUAGCUGAUGGAGGUUUUACAGAGUUGCACACCCUCUGGCAAACUGAAGAGCGAGCGGCGCUGUCUUCUGGAAAGAUGCAUGACAUCUGGCACCGUCGCCAUGACUACUGGCUGCUGGCUGGCAUCGUAACACAUGGUUAUGCUCGCUGGCAAGACAUUCAGAAUGACCCACGCUAUGCUAUUCUGAAUGAGCCCUUCAAGACUGAGAUGCAUAAGGGCAACUACCUAGAAAUGAAGAACAAGUUCUUGGCUCGCCGCUUUAAGUUGUUGGAGCAGGCUCUGGUGAUUGAGGAGCAGUUGAGGCGGGCAGCUUACCUGAAUAUGACCCAGGACCCCAGUCACCCGGCCAUGGCUCUCAACACUCGCUUCACUGAGGUGGAAUGUCUGGCAGAGUCCCACCAGCACCUGUCCAAAGAGUCUCUGGCCGGCAACAAGCCUGCCAACGCCGUGCUGCACAAAGUGUUGAACCAGCUAGAGGAACUUCUGAGCGACAUGAAAGCAGAUGUGACUCGACUGCCCAACAUGCUGUCCAGGAUCCCGCCGGUGUCGGCCCGUCUGCAGAUGUCCGAGAGGAGCAUCCUGAGCCGCCUCACCAGCCGAGGGAGCGAGCCUCCGCCACAGCAGCCUUUCAGUCAGGGUGGGUUUGGCUGCUCCCAGAUGUACAGCAGCAGCUUUGGUGGAGGAUUCAGAGGACCAGGUGGACAGCCCAUGGUCAACUACAGUCAGAUGCCUCUGGGACCCUACGUCAGUGGUAAGGGCCAACCUUUACAGAAGGAUAAACGCAGCAUUCAGACAAUCAUGCACGUGUUAGACACGUCCACAGUGUCCACUAAUGGCCCUCCACCCCCUACAAGCCAUCUGGACAAGAAGUCACUUGACUCCUUGAGAGACGUGGCCACGCCUGACCUCAAGUCAGGCAAACCUAGUGAUGUCAUCUGCAUUGAGGACUAGACCAGCUACGUAACACUGACCUGAGGUCAGAAACUCCCAGGGAUGGAUUCUGUAUGGAUGACAGCUGCCCAUCUCUUCCGCCACAUCCUCCUCUUUCUCCUGCUCCUUCCUGACUUAAAAUCUACAAAAUCAAGCUCUCUGUCUGCGGAUAAGGCGACUAACUUUUUGAUUAAUGCAGAUGUAUCUAUCUUAACAAUUGCACUUUUAUCUUUCAAGGAUUCUAAUAGAAGUAUUUCAGUAGAUAUUUGCUUUUCGUUAACCUGUGCUGGAGAGCUGAGGAUGGGGAGGGAAAAUGAAGCAGCUUUUGUGAAAGAGAUUUUUUUUUUCAGCCCUGCACUACAAGGCGAAACUCAAGCAAGUUGGCAUGACUGAGUUUCUGAUGCUCUUGAUUGGGGGUCGUUCUGAUCUUGGAAUGUGUGAUUUGUUCGCGCCAGCCUCGACUUUUUCAUUCAGCGUGCCCCCCCCCCCCCCCCCUUGCUUUUGUCCAUCUGCCUAUUCACUGUACACUGUGACUGUGCCCCACUGGAGCCUGUUCCCUGUGAAGAGGAGUGAGGAGUGGACUUAAGGACGUCUUCAGUCAUAGUUUGACAGGAGGCUGUUCUCCCGAGGGCCGAUAUUGUUACUUUAAGUGAAUAUGUGUUCUGUCAUUCAUGUAGUAACCAGUGGAUAAAUUAUUGAUUUGAACGCAUUAAAAACUAUUAUCAUGUAUGCAGUAGCUGGACACAGUCUGUCUGAAUCCUCUAAAGACUGCCACCCACUGGUAAUUUGGAGAAAGUUAUCUCUGCCAAACCUGCGUCUGCGGUGCCAGUAACCUGUGAGGGUCGGCUUCUUGUACUGUAUAUACUCAGAGACUGCUGUUUAUUUUACCUCACAUAGGUCUAAUCAUAGUGAAAAUAUGUAUAUGGAUGAAAUCAGAAGCCUGGCUUGGCGUCCUACACGAAGAUCAAGCAAGAGAAGAAAAAGCUGCGGGAGUGGCAAAAAUGAUUUUUAAUGCAUUUCAGAGAAGACUGAGUGUUUCUGUGUAUGGUACAAUAUUUGUGAUUCUUAUUAUAUUUGAAUGUUAGUAGUGGCUGUAGAGCUUAACCCUGGGGCCGCGACCAGUGGGACUGCACUAUAAACAGGAACUCAUCUGGUCCGCAUCAACAUACAGGGCUUUAAUGUUCAGGCCUAACUGAGAACAGAGUCCUGAGUGGAGGGUGGCUUUUUUCCCUCUGACGUACAUCCCAGGGACUUUCCCGGUUCCCUUUCAUUGUUAGAACUGAAUAAGAACGUAUGUGCUUUUGGCCCAAUGUCACCUGAAGUCUAGUAUUCGUCGCAAAACGAGCUUUUGUUUGCUUCUCUUUACGUUAGGGUAAAAUAAGAUGUAUUGGUCACUUGGUGCCAUUCAAGAAGAUGAUCUUUGUUCGUCGAUGCAGUGCGUUUCCUCCACAGGGGUGAACACUGUAAUUGGUAGUGUCACGGUGGAAGCCUACAUUUGGAGGGGUUUUCUUUGUAUAUCAGCUUCUAAGGACCAAUGUUGCACAGCAUUACUCUUUAGAUAAUGUCUUCACUUCCAGUCUCCUCAGUUAUGUUUGGGUUCUGAGAGUGUAUCUUGCUGCCUAUUGCUUUACCUGGUGUGAACACACGUUAGCAUGGUAUAGCUACAUAUCUUGUCCAUUCCCUCUCCUACUAUUAUGUGCUAAAGUGACUGUCCACUAAGUAAAACAAUCUUUUAUAAAUUCAAGCUUACUCUGUUUCCUUUUCUAUGAAGGCAUUGCUCGAAUGUGUGGACUCAAAGUGCAACUUGUUAUUGACAUAUAUUUGUCUUUUUUUCUUUUUCCAAAGAUCCAGUGGCAUUACCUGUUUGUAUUAUUAUUGCCAUUGCCACAGCACUUAUGACAUUGUUGGGAUGACGAUUGUGAUUGGACUAAUCUAAACUGAAGAGGUAGUGUUGUACAGAGUUGGUGAGUGUAUUUUCUUACUCUCCUUUUUGCCACUUCAAACGGUUGUCCUGAGGUGCUCUCUUCUGACCCCUUUUCUCUUACUUAGAUUGUGUCACUGCGACCUCCUCGCCCAUCAUCUCUCAGACAACAUGCUUUAAAAGAACUAUAAAUUCACUUUCAGAACAUCAAAUGAACCUUGAAGUGCAUCCCAUCCGUUUUUUGCGCUCUUCUUUGUUCGUGUUUAGCGGUGCCGUUUCGUUCCUCGUGUUUCCGUUCACGCCAUCAGCUACUUGACCAUGACAUGUAUUAGGUUGCUCGACAGAUAGAACCUCAGAAACAUGUAAAUACUUGAAAGAUUUUUCAGAGAUAAGUCCAUCUCAUACAGAUUUAUGUAUCAACCUGAAAAAAGAUGAAUGUCUGCUGGAUGGUGUUGCCAUAGAACUGCAGUGUGCACCGUAUGUGCUCAUCAGUCAAAAUCAUGUCCUGUUCCCUCUGGAGUGAUGACCAUGAGAUGACGUCAAAAACACAAUACUCCAAUGAAAUGCAAUCAAACUGAAGUCAGUAUGAAUGUAAUGUCUGUUAGAAAAAAAAGGCUUCAGUCUAAUAUUAUAAAUAUGUUAACAAUGUAUGUACAUGCUUAUUAACAUGGCUUCAAAAGCUACCAAAAGACCCUGAUUAAAGGCACCUUUAUGAAUGCACAGCAUGUGAAGCGUUUGAUAUGACGGUUCACUUCGGGGAGGCGGUAGUGUAUCUAGCAUUUACAGACAAUGAGCUCCAAGCAGUGUUAUGGUUCUGAUAUUUGUGCUGUAUAGCAAUUGAAUGAAAAAGUGAAUUGUCAUCUUUUUAUUUGUACUCUGUGUAUUUGUUCAAUGUGUUUUAAUAAAUCUUCUGGACAACA
Molecule: messenger RNA, 8951 nt
Organism: Chelmon rostratus (copperband butterflyfish)
Lineage: Eukaryota; Metazoa; Chordata; Actinopteri; Chaetodontiformes; Chaetodontidae
Gene: chd5
Product: chromodomain helicase DNA binding protein 5
Exons: 41
Coding region: 45-6131 (2028 amino acids)
Biological process (GO): chromatin remodeling; negative regulation of transcription by RNA polymerase II
Cellular component (GO): nucleus; chromatin; NuRD complex
Molecular function (GO): histone binding; chromatin binding; ATP-dependent chromatin remodeler activity
Source: RefSeq, a predicted model, not a curated record